Pyrgilauda ruficollis (rufous-necked snowfinch) is the source of this 2521-nucleotide messenger RNA. RefSeq names its product Sp1 transcription factor (gene SP1). The record is from RefSeq and is a predicted model, not a curated record. Gene Ontology annotation, molecular function: RNA polymerase II cis-regulatory region sequence-specific DNA binding; DNA-binding transcription factor activity, RNA polymerase II-specific. Gene Ontology annotation, biological process: regulation of transcription by RNA polymerase II. Lineage: Eukaryota; Metazoa; Chordata; Aves; Passeriformes; Passeridae. Bases 160 to 2421 code for a protein of 753 amino acids. The transcript is spliced from 6 exons.
GAGCGAGCGGGCGGGGGGCGCUCGGCGUCCCCUCCCCAGGGCAGACCCCGGUGCCGGGGGCGAGGGCAGGAGCGGGGGCGCAGCCCCGGUGGCGGCGGAGGAUGAGGAGGCUCCUGAGCGCUGGGAGAGGAAGGACUCGACCAAGAGAGCACCGAGGAGAUGUCGGCUGUGAAGCCCGACAAGGGCGAAGGCGACGCCAGCAGCACGAGCAGCGCCGGCGGUGGGGAGGCCCAGGAGUCACAGCCAUCCCCGCUGGCCCUGCUGGCAGCCACCUGCAGCCGCAUCGAGUCUCCCAAUGAGAAUUCCAACAGCUCCCAGGGCCAGCAGGGCGGGAGCGGCGAGCUGGACCUGAACGCGGCCGCCGCCCAGCUCACCCAGUCGGCCAACGGCUGGCAGAUCAUCUCGGCGGGCUCCAGCACCCCCACGGGCUCCAAGGAGCCGGGCAGCAACGGCAGCAACGGCGGCGACGCCUCCAAGAGCCGCCCGGUCAGCACCGGGCCCUACGUGGUCACCUCGGCGUCCGGCCUGCAGAACCAGCAGGUGCUCACGGGCCUGCCGGGCGUCAUCCCCAACAUCCAGUACCAGGUGAUCCCCCAGUUCCAGACCAUCGACGGGCAGCAGCUGCAGUUUGCCACCACCCCGGCGCAGGUGAACGUGCAGCAGGAUGCCUCGGGGCAGCUGCAGAUCAUCCCCGGCUCCAACCAGCAGAUCAUCACGAGCCGUGCGGGCAGCAGCAACCUCAUCGCCAUGCCCAACCUGCUGCAGCAGGCCGUGCCCAUCCAGGGCGUGGGGCUGGCCAACAACAGCCUCUCCGGGCAGACCCAGUACGUGGCCAACGUGCCCGUGGCCCUGAACGGCAACAUCACCCUGCUGCCGGUCAACAGCGUGGCCGCCAGCCUGGCCCCCACGUCCCAGACGGGCACCCUGAGCAGCUCGGGCUCGCCGGACAGCAGCUCCCAGCCGGCCACCUCAGGGGCUGCCAGCAGCUCGGGCGGCACGGCCACGUCCCAGGCCAGCUCAGGCGCCUUCUUCACCAACGCCAACAGCUACUCCACCACCACCACCACCAGUAACGUGGGCGUCAUGAAUUUCUCCACCAGCGCCACGGUGGGCACCAACGUGCAGGCGCAGACCCCCCAGAGGGCCAGCAGCGUCCCCAGCUCGGACUCUCUGCAGACCCCGGUGUCCGGGGUGGCCCUGCAGCCAGGGCAGCAGAAGGAGGGGGAUCAGAGCCAGCAGUCACAGCAGCAGCAGCAGCAGCAGAUCCUGAUCCAGCCGCAGCUGGUCCAAGGAGGGCAGACAAUCCAAGCCCUCCAGACCACCCCGCUCUCUGGCCAGACCUUUGCCACUCAAGCCAUCUCCCAAGACACCUUGCAGAACCUGCAGCUCCAAGCCGUGCCCAACUCCGGCCCCAUCAUCAUCCGCACGCCCACGGUGGGUCCCAACGGGCAGGUGAGCUGGCAGACCAUCCAGCUGCAGAACCUGCAGGUGCAGAACCCCCAGGCGCAGACAAUCACGCUGGCCCCCAUGCAGGGCGUGUCGCUGGGCCAGACGGGCAGCACCAGCACCACGCUGACCCCCAUCGCCUCCCUGCCCAGCGGCACCGUCACCGUCAACGCCGCCCAGCUCUCCUCCGUGCCGGGCCUCCAGACUAUUAACCUCAGUGCCUUGGGAGCGUCCGGGAUCCAGGUGCACCAGCUGCAGGGGCUGCCCCUGGCCAUCGCCAACGCCCCCGGUGAGCACGGGGCCCAGCUGGGGCUGCACGGCAGCAGCGGCGACGGGCUGGGCGACGAGAGCGCGGCCGUGGAGGAGGGGGAGACCAGCCCCGACCCCCAGCCCCAGCAGGGCCGGAAAACGCGGAGGGAAGCCUGCACCUGUCCCUACUGCAAGGAAGGAGAGGGCAGGAGCUCUGGGGAUCCAGGGAAAAAAAAGCAGCACAUCUGCCACGUGCCGGGCUGCGGGAAGGUGUACGGGAAGACCUCGCACCUGCGGGCGCACCUGCGGUGGCACACGGGGGAGAGGCCCUUCAUCUGCACCUGGGUGCUGUGCGGGAAGCGCUUCACCCGCUCCGACGAGCUGCAGCGGCACAAGCGCACGCACACAGGAGAGAAGAAGUUCGCCUGCCCGGAGUGCCCCAAACGCUUCAUGCGCAGCGACCACCUCUCCAAGCACAUCAAGACCCACCAGAACAAGAAGGGAGGCGCCGGCAGCGUGGCCAUGAACGUCUCGGCCGUCCCCAUGGACACGGCGGCCUCGGCCGAGGGCAACGGCGGCGCCGCGCCCUCGGCGCUCAUCGCCACCAACAUGGUGGCCAUGGAGGCCAUCUGCCCCGAGGGCAUCGCCCGCCUGGCCAGCAGCGGCAUCAACGUCAUGCAGGUGGCCGACCUGCAGUCCAUCAACAUCAGCGGCAACGGCUUCUGAGCGCGGCCGCGGAGCCGCCAGCGCCGCCGGCACGCGCCCGCACCACUCGAAGGCCAGAGCUAUAUAUAUAUAUUUUUUAAUUUCGGCUUGAUUUUUUUUU